AUGGAAGAGAAAGUGUUUGGAAUAACAAUAAAAGAAACACUAAUCAGGACAGAAAAGCUCAGCUCACCAUACUCCAAGAAUGACAGCAGAAUCCGUGUCUUCAGGGAGAAGUACGCUUUUUCGUCUCACUAUCAGCACUCCGCCCCCAUAGCUGCCCUGUUCCUCCUGGCCUACAUCCUCAUCUUCCUGAUGUGCAUGACUGGCAAUAUGCUUCCAGGUGUCACCGUGCUGACAAAUCGGCAGAUGUGGACCGUCACCAAUAUGUUCAUUCUCAACCUGGCCAUCCGCGAUCUGCUGGUGGGCACCUUCUGUAUGCCAACCACGCUAGUGGACAACCUGAUCACAGGUUGGCCAUUUGAAAACAUCAUAUGUAAAAUGAGUGGACUGGUGCAGGGGAUGUCUGUCUCCUCUUCAGUUUUCACUCUGGUGGCCAUUGCAGUGGAAAGGUUUCAUUGCAUUGUUUACCCCUUCAGACAGAAACUAACCCUGAGGAAAGCCCUAAUCACCAUAGUUAUCAUUUGGGUCUUGGCCUUGAUAAUCAUGUGCCCCUCUGCAGUCACCUUGACAGUCACCAGGGAUGAAUAUCAUUUCAUGGUGGUUACAUACAACAAUUCUUACCUGCUGUACUUGUGGGAGGCAUGGCCUGACAAGCCAAUUCUAAUGAGAUAACUGAAUUGGUAAGGCAACCCCACCUUUUCAUGUACUCUGUAUAUAUAUCUUCCUACUGUAUUUUCCACUCCAUGCAUCUGAUGAAGUGAGUUUUAGCCCACAAAAGCUUAUGCCCAAAUAAAUUUGUUAGUCUCUAAGAUGCCACAAGUACUUCUCGUUGUUUAAUAUAUCAGUAUUCACUACCUCUUGCCUCUAGUAACUGUGAAUAGAGCCCUCCUGUAUCAGAAUUGUUAUUUGGUGUUUAGUAACCACUCUCUCCAUGCUGUACAAAAUGGUAUUAAUGACAUUACUGUAUCACUG
Chelonia mydas (Green sea turtle) is the source of this 969-nucleotide messenger RNA. RefSeq names its product neuropeptide FF receptor 1 (gene NPFFR1). Lineage: Eukaryota; Metazoa; Chordata; Testudines; Cheloniidae. Gene Ontology annotation, cellular component: membrane. Gene Ontology annotation, biological process: G protein-coupled receptor signaling pathway. The record is from RefSeq and is a predicted model, not a curated record. Gene Ontology annotation, molecular function: neuropeptide receptor activity; peptide binding.